CGGUUUAAGGUCUCAAAAAAUGAGGCUGAGUACGAGGCACUACUCUGCGGUUUGAGGCUGGCAGCAUCAUUGAAGGCCAAGCAUCACAGGAGAAUUUGAAGCCAAGGAUGAGCGGAUGAAGAAAUACAGAGACACCGCAUUGGAGUUGCUUAAGGCAUUCAGGGCGUACCGGAUAGAGCAGGUCCCUCGAGAAGAAAAUGCCGAGGCGGACAUCCUAUCAAAGCUUGGUCCAGAUUCCCCGGAUCAUAUCAAGGAGAUGACCCAGGAAGAAGAGUCACUACAAGAAUCUCGCGAAAAAAAAGCCUCUUCUGUUUCUCCCUCAAAGCAGCCGAGGAGUGACCCGCUAGCUGAAGCAGCUGCAUGUGAGAAGCCGCUGAAGUGAGAAGCCGUCACCCCCGCGUCGCCGACCGCCGCCACUCCGCUCUCUUCUCCGCCAUCUAGCAAGCCGACGCUCAGCCUCCCCUCCAAUUUCUAGAUGCAGAAUAUGGAUCGUACUUGGAUGUAUGAAAGACUUUAUCCAGGGAGAAAAGGGUUGAAAACUGAAUUCAUUGAAGGGGUGAAAGAAUUCGUUAG
Molecule: messenger RNA, 573 nt
Organism: Cuscuta campestris
Lineage: Eukaryota; Viridiplantae; Streptophyta; Magnoliopsida; Solanales; Convolvulaceae
Source: the annotation of a GenBank genome assembly